GCAACCUUCUUCGCAAUUUUCAACUCGAUCCCUUAUUAUCUCAGUAUCAAGUAAAAACCAAAAUCUUUGGAAAAAAAACUGAGUUUAUGGAUGAUAGUGAAAUGCAUCGAGAGAAAUUGAUGAUGGAGGAUUAUUUUUCUAUGAAGAGAAGAAAGUUACGAGCUUUGUGUAAAAAGCAUGGCGUCCCUGCUAAUUUAGCCAAUAUUGAAAUGGCAAGACGCUUGACCGAAAUUCUCAAGGCAAAAGAACUCUCAAAAUCGGAAGAAGCUGGUGAGAAAAGUGAAGUAAAGAAUGUUAAGAAAGUGCGGUUCAGUCGUGAGGUUGAAACGCGAGAAUAUGAGGUUUCGGUUUAUAAAAAGGCAGACAGACGAUUAACCAGGAGUUCCGUUUUAGAUAAUCCUGUUGCUUCUAAACAGAGCAAUGCUGUUUCUGGAACGAAAAGACGUCGAGGCGAGGGAGAUGAAAAGAUGAGAAACGACAUUGAUUCCAGGAGGUUUACUCGCUCAAUGAAGAAGAUUUCUGCAUAGUGUACUGUAGAGAAUUGAAACAGAGGUUGAGGAAAUAGAAGGGAUGUCGUUUCAGUGAUCUACAAUCUUUGGCUCAUAAGGUUUGAGCGGAAGAAAAUGCAAUUGGAAGAAUGAAUUGCAUUAGAGCACACAAAAGGUCAUGUGCUCUACACACCAAGUGAGUUUUGUAAAUAUUAGA
Mercurialis annua (annual mercury) is the source of this 705-nucleotide messenger RNA. RefSeq lists its product as uncharacterized. The record is from RefSeq and is a predicted model, not a curated record. The transcript has 2 exons. The coding region runs from base 87 to 527 and encodes 146 amino acids. NCBI's taxonomy places the organism in Eukaryota, Viridiplantae, Streptophyta, Magnoliopsida, Malpighiales, Euphorbiaceae.